GUUAUUGUGCUCUCAACGGUGUCAGAACGACUUAAACUUAAACGCGCUGUGUGAACAAACUCGCCGACAACAACAAGUCUAACCGCAUACAUCAAAUUCAAAUUGAAUUUUAAACACAAUCUGACAAUAUGUUCAGUUCGCUUACAGCAUCCCUGAAGAACUUUGGCGACAAGACCGCCAACUUGUUCAGCAAGAAGAAGGAUGAGGCCGAGAAGAUGGCCAGCGACAAAGCUGUCGAGGCACAGCGGCUAGCCGAGGAGCAGGCCAAGAAGGUGGGACAGUCCGUGCAGCAGACCAAGAGCGAGGCGGAACAGUUGGCCACCAGCACAGCUAAGGACGCUGCUGCUUUGGCCGCUGCUGAAGCUCAAAAGGCUGGACAGGCUCUUGACCAGGGCGUCAAUCGUGCUGCUGGCGCUGUCAAUCAGACCAAGCAGGCUGUGGACAACACCGUGCAACAGGCUAGCAACGUUGCCCAGAACACCAAGCAGGCAGCAGCCAACAUUGCGGAAUCUUCACGCGCCGCCGCCGCCAAUGCUGUGGAUCAGACCAAAAAGGCCGCCAAUGAGGCAAUCAACAAGAGCGUCAAGGCCGCCGAAUCUGUAGCCGAUCAGAAGCUGAAGGAGGCCGAGGGCGCCAUCGAUGGUGCCAUGAAGCAAACCAGCCAGGCUGUGGACCAGAAGAUGCAGGAGGCCAACAAGUAUGUGGACCAGAAGCGUGGCGAGCUGGAGAAGAACGUUCAGGAUGCGGCUAGUCAUGCACAGGACAGUGCCAAUCAACAGGCCACACAGCUGUUGGGCAAACUGAAUCUUGGCAAAUAAGCAGUUUGCAGUUGCCGCUGCAGUCUCUAAUUAAAUUCUUAUGCAUGUAUAAACAAAACAGAAAAAGGCUAAACAAAAAAUUCAAACAUAACAUAAAUAAUAUUUGCUUCAAUGUAACGAGUGCCAGUUAAUGUGAUUGCUUGAUAUUGAUGUAUUACAUAUAUACAUAUAAAACUCAUGGAUUAUGUAUUUUUGUACAACGCUCUAAUUUUAUAUUUCAUGCAGCGCAGCUUUUGUGCACACACACAAUUUUAAAUUGUAAUUAAUAGUUUUUCUCUUCUUUCAGUUUGUUUCGAUUUAAAUUUGUUACCUUGAAGCAUUUGAUGUAAAAUGAAAAACAAUACUAUGAGCUAUGCUUUUGAUAAGUGAAUAU
Messenger RNA from Drosophila busckii, 1191 nucleotides. Its product is annotated as protein DR_1172. Lineage: Eukaryota; Metazoa; Arthropoda; Insecta; Diptera; Drosophilidae. The transcript has 3 exons. The coding region runs from base 129 to 818 and encodes 229 amino acids. The record is from RefSeq and is a predicted model, not a curated record.